Molecule: messenger RNA, 538 nt
Organism: Pyrus x bretschneideri (Chinese white pear)
Lineage: Eukaryota; Viridiplantae; Streptophyta; Magnoliopsida; Rosales; Rosaceae
Exons: 5
Coding region: 1-516 (171 amino acids)
Source: RefSeq, a predicted model, not a curated record
AUGGAUGAGCACAAGUAUAGAUUGCAGUGUUCUUACAGUGAACCAGGUUUCUUAAGUGACAUAUUUGACGUACCACGGUGUUGGAAGUCCCACAAGUAUCUUCAGCAAAACCGCUGGCCCCAAAGUUGGUUGAGAAGGGAGAUCCAAGCUCUGAUGCAGGAGGAAGAUGUUGACAUCGUCAUGCACCACAUACAUGGCGUGAUUAAUUCAUCCCUGAUGAGGGAUAAACAAAAAGAUCGAAUGACAGCACCUGAAGAAAAACAAGGAGAAUUUCAAGAAUCAACCUCUGAUGCAGCAGGGCCUUUCCUGGCAGCUAGAACCAAUCGGUUUGUACACGAGGUGGAACUAUUUCUUGCUUCGGGUGUGAACAUUGAAGCAUACGAUGCUGUGUGCAUGCAACGCUUAGGUUGGAGUGCUCCGGGAGUAACUACAGAGCCAGCAGAGGUCGAACUCGCCGUGCACAGACCUGUGAUCCUUUAUUUGUACAUAUUUUUUUAUUCCGACGGCAGCGAAUGAAAGUUUGUCUGCAUAUGUAUGG